CGCGGCCUGGCGCGCCCAGGCCGUUUCCUAGGAAACGAAACACACAAGAAGCCCGAGCUUCACAAGGGAGCGAACCAGAGUGUUCAUAAAAAUGGAAGCAGUGUUUCUUUGCCAGAUUCUUCAUUGCUGUAUCUCAUGAGCCUACCUAAUCUUGAGGAAGAGCCUGUUUUGAAUGAUGACACUGUCACCAGUGUAACGAGAAGGAAAACCCCCAAUAAAGAAGACUUUAAAUUCAUAUUCAACAAGGAAGCCGUUUCAGUCAACAACUUUUGCUGCAAUCCUUUCUUCCAACAUGAACCGAUACACAACCAUGAGGCAGUUGGGGGACGGCACGUACGGGAGUGUGCUGAUGGGCAAGAGCAACGAAUCUGGGGAGCUGGUGGCAAUCAAGAGGAUGAAGAGAAAGUUCUAUUCUUGGGAUGAAUGUAUGAACUUGAGAGAAGUUAAGUCUCUGAAGAAACUGAAUCAUGCUAAUGUGAUUAAACUAAAAGAAGUUAUCAGAGAAAAUGACCAUCUUUAUUUUAUAUUUGAAUACAUGAAAGAAAACCUCUACCAAUUAAUGAAAGACAGAAACAAAUUGUUCCCUGAGUCAGUCAUCAGAAAUAUUAUGUAUCAAAUACUGCAAGGGCUAGCAUUUAUCCAUAAGCAUGGCUUUUUUCACAGGGACAUGAAACCCGAAAACUUACUUUGUAUGGGUCCAGAACUUGUGAAAAUUGCUGAUUUUGGACUUGCAAGAGAAUUAAGAUCACAACCACCAUAUACUGAUUAUGUAUCUACCAGAUGGUAUCGUGCUCCUGAAGUUUUACUGAGGUCUUCAGUGUACAGUUCUCCCAUUGAUGUGUGGGCCGUGGGGAGUAUAAUGGCUGAGCUGUACACAUUAAGACCGCUUUUCCCAGGGACAAGUGAAGUUGAUGAAAUCUUUAAAAUCUGCCAAGUUUUAGGGACUCCUAAGAAAAAUGACUGGCCGGAAGGAUACCAACUUGCAUCCUCCAUGAACUUCCACUUCCCCCAGUGUGUUCCUAUAAACUUAAAAACUCUUAUUCCCAAUGCCAGUAAUGAGGCUAUUCAACUUAUGACAGAAAUGUUGAGCUGGGAUCCAAAGAAAAGGCCAACUGCAAGCCAGGCACUGAAGCACCCAUAUUUUCAAGUUGGUCAGGUAUUAGGCCCUUCCUCACACCAUCUAGACUCAAAACAGACUUUAAAUAGACAGCUGCAACCAUUGGAACCAAAGCCAUCUUUAGCUGAACCAGAUCCUAAGCCUUUGCCAGACAUACUGGAUCAGCCUGUUGGACAGCUCCAGCUGAACCAAGGCCACCAACCACUGCAGACCAUUCAUCCGCCACAGAACAUGAUGGUGCAGCCACCUCCAAAGCAGCAGGGUCACCAGAAACCGCCACACACAGUGCUUCCAAGUAUCAUCAAAAAUGCGCAAACGAAGCCAGUUGGCAUACUGGGUCAAAAAGGAGCUAGGAGACGAUGGGGUCAGACCAUCUUCAAGUCUGGAGACAGCUAUGAAGACUUUGAAGAUUGUGAUUUCGGGGCUUCCCAUUCCAAGAAGCCAAGCAUGGGUGCUUUCAAGGAAAAGAAGAAGAAGGAGUCUUCAUUCCGGCUUCCAGAGUCUCGACCCCCAGACUCCAACCACUCAACAGGGGAAAACAGGAGUUUACAUGCUGUUUCCCUAAAAUCAGAUACAGACUUUUCAACUGCUUCAACGGCUAAACAGUACUAUUUGAAACAAUCAAGAUACCUUCCAGGCGUGAAUCCCAAGAAUGUGUCUUUCGUAGCCCGUGGGAAGGAUAUAAAUUCAUACGCUUGGCAUAAUCAAUUAUUUCCUAAGUCACUGGGACCCAUGGGGGCAGAACUUGCUUUCAAGAGGAGUAAUGCAGAAGAAAGCAUAAUUAAACCAAUUGAAAACCUAUCAUGCAAAGAAAGUUUUCCUGAAAAACUAGAGGACCCACAAGGAAAUCUUGGAAACUAUACUACUUACAAUCAGACAGGAUAUAUGCCUUCCUUUCUCAAAAAAGAAGUGGGGUCAGCUGGCCAGAGGAUUCACUUAGCACCUCUUGGUGCAACGUCGUCAGAAUAUCAGAAUCAGAACACAAAAACUGGCCAGGGCCAGUUUUCAGGACGUACUUACAAUCCCACAGCAAAAACUCUGAAUAUUGUGAACCGCACACAGCCCGUCCCCUCAGUGCACGGGAGGACAGACUGGGUGGCUAAGUACGGAGGGCACCGCUAGGACAUCUG
This is a messenger RNA of Nannospalax galili (Upper Galilee mountains blind mole rat), 2247 nucleotides long. RefSeq names its product male germ cell associated kinase (gene Mak). The transcript is spliced from 15 exons. The record is from RefSeq and is a predicted model, not a curated record. The coding region runs from base 293 to 2239 and encodes 648 amino acids. Gene Ontology annotation, cellular component: cilium; nucleus; cytoplasm. Gene Ontology annotation, molecular function: protein serine/threonine kinase activity; ATP binding. Gene Ontology annotation, biological process: cilium assembly; protein phosphorylation; intracellular signal transduction. NCBI's taxonomy places the organism in Eukaryota, Metazoa, Chordata, Mammalia, Rodentia, Spalacidae.